GUACAGGAUAGUGAUAAGGAGAAACUGCACAUGGGACAGUGAUAUAUUGUUGAUCUACUCUGUGUAAGAAAAGCAAGUGGCUCCUGAGUGAUCGUCCUGUGUAAAAACGAAUAUUUACCUUUUUCAGAUCACUUUGAGCACCAUGGCCCAGUCAAGUAGCUCCUGCUCCGAAGACCAAUUGACUUGUUGUAUUUGUCUGGAUAUCUUUACCAACCCAGUCUCAACACCAUGUGGACACAAUUUCUGUAUGGAAUGCAUUGGGAGACACUGGGAUCAGAAUAAUAGCUCCAUAUGCCCGCUGUGUAAAUACGAAUUUUACAUAAGGCCUGAUCUCCAUAUUAACAAAGUCUUAGCUGAAAUUGCAGAUGAGUGCAGAAAUGUAAGCCUUUCUGAAGCCAGUGCAGCUAAGCCUGGAGAUGUGGUUUGUGAUUUCUGUCCUGGGAGAAAGUUAAAAGCUGUAAAAUCCUGCUUGGUGUGCCUGGCUUCUUACUGUGAGAUGCAUGUGAAGUCUCACAGUGAAGUUGCAACUUUAAGGAGGCACACACUGGUUGGUCCAAUCAGAAAUCUUGAAGAAAGGCUGUGCUCGAAGCAUGAAAGGCUUUUGGAACUGUUCUGUACUGCUGAUCAAGCAUGUAUUUGCUCAUUGUGUGCAGAGAAAGACCACCAGGGGCAUAGCGUUGUCUCCAUCGAGAAGGGGAGGACAGAGAAAAUGACUCAGUUAAGGAAGACACAGACAGAAAUACAAAGACAAACCCAGGAGAGGCUGAAGGAGCUUGCUGAGCUGAACCAGACUAUAGAAUUAGUCAGUAGAUCUGCACAGAGAGAAACUGCUGAAAGUAAGAAAGUUUUUGAUGAUCUGAUGGACUCCAUUCAAAAGAAAAAGUAUGCUGUUGUUGAGCUGAUAGAGGCUAAAGAGAAAACUGCACUCAUUGAGGUGGAAGGUCUGAGGAAAAAAAUACAGCAAGAAAUCAGUGAGCUGAGAAGGCAAAACAAUGAGAUUGAACAGCUGUCAGAGACCAAGGACAACAUUCAGUUCCUAAAGAAUCCCCUGCCUAUUUCUGUUCCUUGUGGAAUUGGUGGAGAACCUAGGGUCCCUUUUAAUGCAACCUUCAAUUUUGAGGCUGAAAGAAAAGCUGUAUCUGCCCUUAAAGGCUAUCUUGAGGACAUCUGGAAAAAAGAAUCAGGAAAAAUAUCUAAAACAGUGAAUAAAGUUGAAGUCCAAAGGUCACAUUCUCCAGCACCAAUGAAUAAACCAGAACUGUCAGCAGGACCCGUCUGGGCAACAUGGACUGGACAAUCAGUGAGCAAUGUCCCAAGACCACGUUCUCUAGCACUAAUGAAGAACCCGGAAAUGUCAUCAGAACCCAUCUGGGCAACAUGGACUGGACAAUCAGUGAGCAAUGUCCCAAGACCACGUUCUCUAGCACUAAUGAAGAAACCGGAAAUGUCACCAGUGAAAAUAACUACAGUUAAUAAACCACAUGCACCAGAGCCAAGGACCAUAGCAGCGUUUCUACAAGAGCCAAGAGCCAGAUUAGAUGUUGUACAAGACCUUCUUGCGGUGUUUGCGGAAAGGAACCGAGAACCGGCAACAAGAGACCAGGGCGAUGUGGAUGGGCCGUCGGGAGCGCAGGUUGGUGACUGGGCGGCUGUGGCAGCAGGCAGAGGGAAAAAACCUGCCAUUCCUAAAAAAAAGGCUACUGAGCCAGUGGCUAAACCUACAUUUCUACUCCAAGGAAACACAACUGUAGUUCCUAAACAACAAACUCCAGAGUCUAUAACCAAGGCAGACUUUGCUAAAUAUUUUCAUCAGCUCACAUUUGAUCCAAACACAACCAAUAAACACAUCUUGCUGUCUGAAGAGAACAGAAAGGCAACAUGGAGAGCCAAAUUCCUAGAGUAUCCUGAUCAUCCAGAAAGAUUUGACGGUUGGAACCAGCUACUUAGUUCAGAAGGUCUUGUUGGCAAACGCUAUUAUUGGGAAGUUGAAUGCACAGGGAAAGAGAUCGAAAUAGGAGUCGCGUAUAAAGGAAUCGCCAGGAAGGAAUGGAAUGAUUCUUCUCACAUUGGAAGAAAUCUACUUUCCUGGAGUCUGGAGUGGAAUCAGGAUGGAUAUUUUGCCUGGCACAAUAAUGAAAUGUCUAGUUUAAGUGCCCCCCGCUCACAGAAGCUAGGAGUCUACUUGGACUAUCCAGCUGGAACUCUGUCAUUUUACAGCAUCACUGACACAAUAACCCUCCUGCACAGAUAUCAUACCACAUUCACUGAACCACUGUAUGCUGGGUUUAAGGUUGGCUACGUUUCUUCUGCACAGAUCUGUGCCAGAGUAAAUGUUUUAUGUCAUCGUUAUACUUAAGUAAAUAGGCCAUCCUAGGAUAUGUAGUUAUACUUUCUUUACUGCAGUUGGAGUUGAUGUUGAAUUUCUAACCAUUUUGAAAAGUGUUGUGAUUGCAUGGUUACAUUGACAAACAAAUAGAUGCCACUUCCUCUAAAAUGUGCCCAAAGCACAAGUCCUAACAACUGAAAAUUACUACCGAUAUGCAUCUUAAAAAAAAAACUCAAAACAGCCAUAAAUUGUACAUAUAUUGAUUUAUGUUAGCCAUGUGAUUAAUAGCUUAAAUAACAAAAAUGCAUUUUCCUACUUAAUUUACUGCAGGAACCACGUUAGUUUUUAAACUUAUGGCUGGUGAAUUCUUUACGUAAAAUAAGGGAUUUAAAAAAAAAAAUGAAAACAGCAGUGUGCCAGCCCAUAUAAAGUGUGUGUGGGAAUGUAAGAUUGGCAGGGAUGGGGUUAAAUCUGUCUCUGCCAUCAAUCACAGAUGUGGCCAUUCCACAAUUAGGUGAUUGGUGCUAAUUGGGAAUUGGGGAGUGCCCACGUGGAUGAAAGGAGCCAGAAAGUAAGUAUGUGUGUGUCUGUUUGUCUAAAUUCUUGCUGGUAACAUCUUGGGCUGUGAUGCUAUCCUGUCACAAGCAGGAAACUAAAUAUUUCACUGGUAAAAAGAUCAGUAGAUCAUUACUAUUUAAACAUCAUUAUUAUUGGGGGUAUGUGUUUUUUUUAUAUAGAAAUCUCUUACCCUAAGCAAAAAAAAUAUCUAGAUCCACAUACAGUAUUUGUUUUUUUCUUGAGGAAUUGUAUGUGUUCAUGUCACCUCACCUUCUGAUAGAGAUGGUCUUGUACUAUUAUUCCACUAUAAAGGGUCUAUAAACAAAUGUUGAAGUAAUAUGGUAGGCCUAUGCGUGUAUGGACUGGAGUUGAGGCGUAUAGUGGAACACAAUUAUCCCUGAAGGGGGAUAUAGUAUCUGCCAGGGGCUUAUGUUGCCCAAAGCCAAAGACGACACAAGGGGACAAGAUUUUUACACAAAACCAGAAAUAUCCAGUCCAUAUAUGUUUUAUUAAACCUUGAAAGAGAGAAAGCCUUGUUCAGAUUUUGCUUGUUUAGUUUCUCUUUUUUUUGCUUGCUGAAAGACGAUGAUACAUGUGAUUUUAGCAUACUUUUGGUUAAGGGUAUUUUGAAGCUUGUCUUUAGAAAGAUGAGGAAAACACUGUUCCGCGAUAUUUGUUUCAUUCAGCAGCUAUGGCCAAAAAUGUUGCCUCACCUUAUAGAAUUAACUAACUUUGCUUCAUAAAGUUGAAUGGAAACCUGCUGAAUCAUGUUACGUUAACAUAUUGAAUUACAUACCGCUUUGUAGGUUCCCAUAUACUUAACGAAAAACUGACACAAAUUGAAAAAUGUAACAUUUUGAAAUCUAACAUGAAAUACUGUACUACCAUUACGACUUGUGAUAUCAUUUUGUAGUUUCUUGGAUAACAUGAUGUUAAAUAAGAUAUAUAUAUAUAUAUAUAUAUAUAUAUAUAUAUAUAUAUAUAUAUAUAUAUAUAUAUAUAUAUAUAUAUAUAUAUAUAUAUAAUUUUAAGGAUGUCUCAAUCCUAAUAUUCCUGGUGAUGCUAAACCUUUGGCUGCUGCUGUAUGAAUAGUUAUUCUGUAUAUGUAUUGUUUCUAUAUUGUUGCUAUGAAUUUGUACCAUUGUUAAUGACUGCUGAGGAUAUAUUGCAAACUAAAAUAGUUCACUUGAAGAUUUUUAAUUAAUCAUUAUAUUUUUAAUAAUCUAAUAUGACAUUUAUUAUGUAAGCAGUUCAUAUUUUUUCUCAUUUUACAUGAUAUUGUAUUAUUCAAAAACUUUGCCAAAAAGAUGGAAGUUUGAGUCUGUGAUGCUGUAGAUGUAACAACCAUGAUUUGUUUUAGUUAGUUGUUACUAUUUUUCAUCAUUUUAUAUUGACAUUUGAAAAAGUCUUUGGAGUUUUGUCCACUGGGUUGAAUUACAUUGUUUCAGUCAGUCACAAGCUCAAACUCAACUGACUUGGGGGGGUCUGAUAAUUUUUAUGUGGCACAAAUUAUAUUAUAUUCAUUGUAACAUAUAUAUAUAUAUAUAUAUAUAUAUAUAUAUAUAUAUAUAUAUAUAUAUAUAUAUAUAUAUAUAUAUAUAUAUUUUAAAAGCUAGUUAUGUCGAUAUUAUGGCGAUAGGUGUUCGGUGUUGUCUUAUUGUAAUUUACAAGAAUUGUCACUGUAUAAACUAACACAAGGGACGUUCUUUUCAAUCUGAAUUAUGGUAUCGCCUGUUACAGAUUGGAGGCGGUUGGGUUUCUGAUGGUUGAUCAGCGAUACUAGUAGAUUCUGAUGUUAAAAUGAAAUUUGUUUGUUUACAUUUAAGGUAUGUAUUCACGCACACAUGCUGUCAAUCAUUAAAAAUGAUACUUAUA
Molecule: messenger RNA, 4759 nt
Organism: Acipenser ruthenus (sterlet)
Lineage: Eukaryota; Metazoa; Chordata; Actinopteri; Acipenseriformes; Acipenseridae
Product: tripartite motif-containing protein 16-like
Exons: 16
Coding region: 143-2356 (737 amino acids)
Molecular function (GO): zinc ion binding; protein binding
Source: RefSeq, a predicted model, not a curated record